Messenger RNA from Hypoxylon trugodes, 2053 nucleotides. RefSeq names its product RNI-like protein. Gene Ontology annotation, molecular function: protein binding. The record is from RefSeq and is a predicted model, not a curated record. Bases 95 to 1846 code for a protein of 583 amino acids. The transcript has 3 exons. NCBI's taxonomy places the organism in Eukaryota, Fungi, Ascomycota, Sordariomycetes, Xylariales, Hypoxylaceae.
CCCCAGUAUUCUACAACAUCAACCAAUUCGACCCUUUCGUCAAUGGUUACAAAUUUGUUAUUCCGAAUGAUUUAACAGUAAUACAUCUAUACUCAUGGCUACGAAUCCUAAAGUCGGUGACCGAUUAUCCUACGACGGAGCUGUAUGUACGGUCCGCUAUAUUGGUGAGGUCAGCGGUACAUCUGGUAACUGGCUUGGCGUCGAAUGGGACGAUCCAUCUCGAGGAAAACACGAUGGCUCUCAUAAAGGUGUAAGGUAUUUUGCUUGCCGGUCUAAAUCAGCCACCGCUGCAUCCUUCGUACGACCAACUCGCCCCGCAGAGAAACCUCAGAGUUUCGUUACGGCGGUGACAGAUAAAUAUGCGUCUGAGCUGGCGAAGACAAUUGCCAUUAAAUUCUCAAAUAAAGUAGCAGAAGAAGUUGGGUUCGACAAGAUCCAGCGCAAGCAAGCUCAGCUAUCCGAAUUAAAAGUCGUCAUCGUCGAUGGCGCACGAAUUGCAUCGGCUUACUUUGAUGGUAAUGAACGCAUUAGCCAAGUCUGCCCGAAGAUAGUUGAGCUAGAUCUCAGCCGAAACCUUUUCCAAAAAUUAAAUACUGUUGUGGAUAUUUGCUCGGAAUUGCAGUCAUUGCGAAGCUUGCGAUUGAAUGGCAAUCGGUUUCAGGACAUAUUCAACGAUGACGGUCUUGAAAGUGCGAAUGACGCCCUGAGGGGAGUCAAAGACCUAGCUCUUGAGGAAACUCUCAUGAGCUGGGAAGAGAUAUGCCAUAUUGCAACCAAGUUUGAGACGCUCUCCACACUCUCGGCCAGCGCAAAUCAAUUAUCAUUCUUACCAGAAACGCCACUCUUAACGCUAUCAUCUACUUUGGUCUCUCUAGAUUUGGAAUUUAACAAUUUCACCGCCGUCGCCAAUCUUGCUAGUCUCUCUGGAUUGACCGCUCUCCGCAAUCUUCAUCUGAAGGGUAACGCCAUAUCUACCGUCACAAAAGAUCCGACCCAUAACCCACCAAUAUUUUCGUCAAAUCUGAGAUAUGUGGACCUAUCAUACAACCAAAUAUCAUCAUGGAAAUUCGUCGAUACCUUGCCAAUAUGUUUCCCUGGCAUGACUUCUCUCCGCUUCUCCCACAACCCUAUUUACGACAACCCAGAUCCCGAAUUUUCCACCCAAUCUAAGACCAUUACGGAGGAAGCGUACAUGUUUACAGUUGGCCGUCUUGCAAACCUCAAGACUUUGAAUUUCAGUACAAUCUCCAAUUCCGACCGUCAGGACGCAGAAGUCUACUAUUUAGGUCGCAUUGCCAAACAUCUAGCUACGGUACCUGAAGGCCAAGAGGCGGAUAUAAUCAAGCAACACAAGCGUUACGCUGAGCUAUGCGAAUUAUACGGAGAACCCGUAGUAAACAGGCGGAAGGAGAUCAACCCAGCAUUUCUAGAAGCCAGACUGGUCACGGUGCACUUUGUUUUCCAUCCUUCUACUAGUGAAACGGAUAAAGUUGUGGAGCGAACAACUAGGAUUCCAAAGAGCUUUGAUAUUUACGCUGUUAAGGGGAUUGCUGGCAAGCUGUUUGGCGCGAAAUCGCUUGGAUUGCGCUUGAUCUGGGAAACAGGGGAAUGGGAUCCGGUUGCGGGGUUCGAUGAUGAAGUGGAAGACAGUAGCGAUGAAGAAGAGGAAGAAAAAGAGGAAGAGCAGAGAGAACCGGUAAUAUCCGAAGAGUUAGGCGAGAAUUCUCAACCAGAUGGCAAGACUGGUAAGUGGGUCAAGCGGGAGGUAGAGCUGCACGACGGGCCACGGCAGCUUGGGUUUUGCGUUGAUGGUUUAGAUGCGAGAAUCAGAGUUGAGGCCCGAUGAUGCCCGGAUGUUUGUCGAUAGACAUGAACCAAGAACGUUGAAGUUGUGAUCAAAAGCUUACAUUUUAACCAACUAAACCGAUAGCAGCGUAAGAAACCUCCCGGAAAGAUAUUAACAGUAGGGCCAACAAUUUGACUAUGAUAUAUCUUGACUCUGGAUUUAGCUAGAUACCUAAACAAUCGACAACAUUGCUACAAGCGACAGCCU